AUGAUACCAACACUAAUUCCAGAUGGACCAUGGCAAACUGUAGCAACUGACUUGUUUAUGCUAGACAACACCAACUAUUUGGUUGUGGCAGACUACUAUUCCAAGUUGUUUGAAGUUAUUAAACUUGGGAAUACUCGCAGUAGCACAGUUGUAAACCACACCACGUCAAUCCUUUCAAGACAUGGAAUACCAUUUGAAGUCAGAAGUGACAAUGGACCACAAUACACUGCAACUGAAUAUCAACAGUUUGCUAAACAACGGGGCUUCAAACUUCUAACAACUAGCCCAUAUAUGAGCCAAUCAAACGGUUUGGUAGAGCGGACAGUACAGACCAUAAACAAUCUAACUCAGAAAACAAGAGAUGAUGGGAAAGACCCUUACCUCAGUAUACCAGAGUAUAAAAAUACACCAAUUAACGACAUCGGAUCACCAGCACAAUUUCUAAUGAGUCUUUGUCAAUUACUAAACAUAUCAGUAGACACUUUCUUCUGUGUGUGA
Molecule: messenger RNA, 498 nt
Organism: Saccoglossus kowalevskii
Lineage: Eukaryota; Metazoa; Hemichordata; Enteropneusta; Harrimaniidae
Source: RefSeq, a predicted model, not a curated record